Molecule: messenger RNA, 708 nt
Organism: Scleropages formosus (Asian bonytongue)
Lineage: Eukaryota; Metazoa; Chordata; Actinopteri; Osteoglossiformes; Osteoglossidae
Product: purpurin-like
Exons: 4
Coding region: 1-708 (235 amino acids)
Molecular function (GO): retinoid binding; retinol transmembrane transporter activity
Source: RefSeq, a predicted model, not a curated record
AUGGAAUACCCCACACUGGCGCUUCUCUUGGCUCUGCUCGCCUGUGUGGAGCGGUGCUUUUCCGUCUCCUGUGUGGUAGACAGCUUCAUGGUCAAGCAGGACUUUGACCCAAAGAGAUAUGCCGGGAAGUGGUAUGCCCUGCAGAAGAAGGACCCGGAGGGCCUCUUCCUGCAGGACAACAUCUCCGCUGAGUACACCAUCGAUGACGACGGUGCAAUGAUAGCCUCGUCCAAGGGCCGCGUCACGCUUUUCGGGUUCUGGGUGGUGUGUGCUGACAUGGCGGCCCAGUACAGUGUCCCAGAUCCCAAUACUCCAGGCAAAAUGUUCAUGAACUACCAGGGGCUGGCCAGCUACCUGUCCAGUGGAGGUGACAACUACUGGAUCAUCGACACCGACUAUGACAACUACGCCAUCACAUAUGCCUGCCGCACCCUGAAAGAGGACGGCACCUGCGAUGAUGGCUACGCCUUGGUCUUCUCACGGAACCCCCGUGGCUUGCCACCAGCCAUCCAGCGCAUUGUCCGCCAGAAACAGGAGGAGAUCUGCAUGGCAGGGCAAUUUGAGCCUGUACUGCAGUCUGGUAAGUGCAGUGACCUUACUGAAUUACCACAGUACACGCAGCACUCAAUCAAGAACAGCCAGAACCCUCACCUGAACCAUAGUGGAACACCAGAGGGUCCAGAGAGCACAGCUAUGCUAGUGCCCUAA